AUGGCGUCCCAAACCCCAGCCGUUGUCAUGGACAACGGAACUGGCUACUCCAAGCUUGGUUUCGCCGGUAACGACUCGCCCUCGUUCGUCUUCCCUACGGCAAUUGCUAGCAAGGCUGGUGCUGGAAGCACUGGGAGCUCAGUCGGAAGGCCUGCCGUCGCGAACAAGCCCUCGUUUUUGGCCGGUAGUGGUGGAGCAGGUUCACACCUGUCCUCAAAGCGUGGAACAGAGGACCUGGACUUUUUCAUUGGCGAUGAAGCUUUGACCGCAGCCAACGGGCCCGGAUACGGUAUAAACUACCCUAUUCGACAUGGCCAGAUUGAGAAUUGGGAUGCGAUGGAACGGUUCUGGUCGAACUCGAUCUUCAAGUAUUUGCGCGUGGAGCCUGAAGAUCACUAUUUCCUUCUCACUGAACCGCCCUUGAACCCCCCGGAGAACCGCGAGAACACUGCGGAGAUCAUGUUCGAGUCGUUCAACUGUGCCGGUCUUUAUAUCGCUGUCCAAGCUGUGCUUGCGCUUGCGGCCUCGUGGACCUCUUCCAAGGUGACGGACCGAUCUCUCACAGGAACUGUCAUCGACUCUGGUGACGGUGUCACCCACGUCAUCCCCGUCGCCGAAGGAUACGUCAUCGGAUCUUCUAUUAAGAGUAUACCAAUUGCCGGUCGAGACAUCACCUAUUUCGUCCAGAGCCUUCUUCGUGACCGAGGCGAGCCUGACAGCAGUCUGAAGACGGCAGAGAGGGUAAAGGAAGAAUACUGCUACGUGUGCCCCGAUAUCGUCAAGGAAUUUGCUCGCUAUGACCGUGAGCCGGAUCGAUUCCUCAAGCAUACUGUGAUCUCGCCCAACGGCCGCAGCGUGAGUGUCGACGUCGGAUACGAGCGGUUCCUUGCCCCUGAGAUCUUCUUCAACCCCGAAAUCUAUUCCUCCGACUUCCUGACUCCCUUGCCGAACGUCGUGGACGGCGUCAUCCAGUCUUCCCCCAUUGACGUUCGGAGGGGUCUGUAUAAGAACAUUGUCUUGUCUGGUGGAUCUACGUUAUACAAGGACUUUGGUCGACGCUUGCAGCGUGACAUCCGACACCUAGUAGAUGCUCGGAUCCGUGCCUCCGAAGCACGCAGCGGUGGAGCCCGGAGCGGUGGAUUGGAUGUAGCUGUUGUGACGCACAAGCGACAGAGACAUGGCCCAUGGUUUGGAGGAAGCUUACUAGGACAGACGCCGGAAUUCCGGAGCUACUGCCACACCAAGGCAGAGUACGAUGAGAUAGGCCCCAGCAUUGUCCGCAGGUUUGCUCUCCUCGGUGGACCAGGCAGUUCGUAA
Messenger RNA from Aspergillus tanneri, 1317 nucleotides. RefSeq names its product actin-related protein 3 (gene ARP3). Bases 1 to 1317 code for a protein of 438 amino acids. Gene Ontology annotation, biological process: Arp2/3 complex-mediated actin nucleation. Lineage: Eukaryota; Fungi; Ascomycota; Eurotiomycetes; Eurotiales; Aspergillaceae. Gene Ontology annotation, cellular component: Arp2/3 protein complex; actin cortical patch. The transcript has 4 exons. Gene Ontology annotation, molecular function: actin filament binding. The record is from RefSeq and is a predicted model, not a curated record.